This is a messenger RNA of Salvelinus fontinalis (brook trout), 965 nucleotides long. Its product is annotated as glutamate receptor 4-like. Lineage: Eukaryota; Metazoa; Chordata; Actinopteri; Salmoniformes; Salmonidae. The transcript is spliced from 2 exons. The record is from RefSeq and is a predicted model, not a curated record. Bases 284 to 679 code for a protein of 131 amino acids.
ACACUUCUUCUCAACAGCAGAGAGGGAGACAGGCUCCAGAGAAAGCGCAUGUGUGAUUCCGCUCUCCAUGCAGGCAGCCCACCACUGGCAAGCUCCCCUCAUCUUAUGUGUAACGUCUCUACUGCCCGACAGCCGUACGUACCAGCGUCUGCCGGCACUGCGGGGGAAGAUUCAACCCAUAAUGGAUUGCUAAUGAACGGAGCCUCUCUUUUUCUUUUCGUCUUGUUUUUCCCCCGACUGUCAUCCUCUUCAAUGUCUCUUAUCAGUUUUUAACCAAAACAAAAUGAGGAUUUCUGGUGACCAGUUUCUAUUGAUAUUGUCUGUCUUUCGGGGACUCACAAUGGGGGCUUUCCCAAGCAGUGUACAGAUCGGUGGCCUGUUCAUCAGAAACACGGAUCAGGAAUACACAGCAUUUCGCCUGGCCAUCUUUCUGCACAAUACCAGUCCCAACGCGUCCGAGGCCCCCUUCAACCUGGUGCCUCAUGUGGACAACAUCGAGACGGCCAACAGCUUUGCUGUCACCAAUGCCUGUGAGUACAGACUGGCCAGAGGCAUCCCAAUUUCAUGUUUUAAUGGCUAUCUUUCUCAUCUGACCAGUCAAGUCAAACUCUGGUUUGGAUGCCAGGGUGUUGGCAUAACACAAUUGUGUCCAUUGUUAGACUGUGAUUGCAGAGGGUAAACGUCCAGGUUGGGGUGGAUGGAAGGGGGGUUGGGAUUCAGAUUGUCUAAUGGCAUGAGAAAGGUUGCCCUUUACCGUUGUGAGACUAUAGUGGUAUGUUACUGUAUGCUUUGGUGAGAGUGUGAGAAGAUAGUGUGUCUGUGUGCCUUAUUUCUUUCUCCGCCACACACAUGUGCACAUCCAUGAUACAUACACACGGUCACAGUAUACAGUAUGUCCACCAUGAACACUGCAACAUGACAGGAUACUCUCUGGCUCCCUCCCAGCUUCAACUUAGUGUAUGUGU